Corythoichthys intestinalis (scribbled pipefish) is the source of this 1371-nucleotide messenger RNA. RefSeq names its product lactoylglutathione lyase-like. The transcript has 6 exons. Gene Ontology annotation, molecular function: metal ion binding; lactoylglutathione lyase activity. NCBI's taxonomy places the organism in Eukaryota, Metazoa, Chordata, Actinopteri, Syngnathiformes, Syngnathidae. The record is from RefSeq and is a predicted model, not a curated record. The coding region runs from base 24 to 566 and encodes 180 amino acids.
ACUUCCCUAGCUGUGCGGCCGUCAUGAACAGAGGUUUAUCGGAGCAAGCGGUGGCCGAUGCCUGCAAGGAAGGAGACCCAGCCACCAAGGACUACAUGAUGCAGCAAACCAUGCUGAGGGUCAAAGAUCCCGCUCGAUCCCUCGACUUCUACACCCGAAUCCUUGGAAUGACGUUGUUGCAGAAGAUCGACUUCCCAUCCGUGCGCUUCACUCUCUACUUCCUGGGCUUCGAGAACAAGGCUGACAUUCCGUCGGACAUCCGAGAGAGAACAGCCUGGACUUUUUCCCGGAGAGCCACCUUGGAGCUCACGCACAAUUGGGGGUCCGAGUCAAAUGCAAGUUUGUCGUAUCACAAUGGAAACAGAGACCCCAUCGGCUUUGGUCACAUUGGCAUCGCUGUUCCCGACGUUGGCAUCGCUUGUCACUUGUUUCAAUCUCUGGGCGUCACCUUUAUCAAGAAACCACACUCUGGCAAGAGGAAAGGUCUGGCCUUCAUUCAGGAUCCUGAUGGCUAUUGGAUUGAGAUCUUCAGUCCAAACAAGAUGGCAGACUUGAUGGCGCCUUGAAGCUGAUGGACUAAGAAUUCUGGGGAAAAUUUUUAUACCUGUGUGUUCUUUUGUCACUAUAAGUCACAAGCUGCACACUUUCAGCCUCACAUUGACUUCUUCCCUGGCAAUUUUGUCAAGCAUGAUCCUGUCUUAAUCAUAUAGUGAUAACAUCAUAUUUGCCCUCUUGUAAUUUUUUAAUUUUUUUGCAUGGUUUCUCGAAUUGAAUGUUUAACAUCUUCCAAAAACUAUAAUUCAAGUAGACGUAAAUGCAAUUUUUAAAUAGUGAUGUUUUUGUUAUUAACUCUUUCAUGGCUAUUGACAGCAACUGAAGUAGAAUCCAAUUAAUUAUUCAGUUAUAUUGACAGCAAUAGAUGCCAUUUUGACCUGGAGCAGGUCCCAUAACUUCCAUCAAUCAUAGCAAGUGGUCCAGGUCCAACAUUUUUACCUAAUAUGUUCGACUGUUGUGAUGAUGUACUUUUUCAUAAUAUGUACAGGUAUAUGGCAUAAAACACAUACAAGGCUGAAAAGACAGUUUGUUCUCUUGCCCACGUUUAAAAUAAACUGCAGUAUUUUAAGCCAAAACAACUGUUGUAUUUGAUAGAACAAUAUGUCUAUAUGCUGCCAUAGCAGUUUCAUGGCGCAAACUUCCCCCCCAAACUAUUUUUUAUUUGUAUUUUACCCUGGAGACCCCCGUUUACCGGCACCGCGCAACCGCUUUUGUUUCAACCCAGCCAUAAAACGAAGGUAAUUAAUUAUAUUUAUUAUUCAAAAUGUCUAUGGCGGAAAACACAGACAAGACUGAAAAAGCAAAUUCUUCUUUCUC